AUGAUAAAGAAGGGAAAGGCGAACCGAUAUACAGAAGUAUAUGCCUUAGGCCAACAUAUAUGUAUGUCCGCUCACAAAGCGAGAAGAGUAAUUGAUCAAAUACGUGGGCGAUCCUAUGAAGAAACACUUAUGAUACUAGAACUCAUGCCUUAUCGAGCAUGUUAUGCCAUUUUAAAAUUGGUUUAUUCUGCAGCAGCAAAUGCUACUCACAAUAAGGGUUUCAACAAAACAAGUUUAAUCAUUAGUAAAGCCGAAGUCAACGAGGGCACGACUGUGAAAAAAUUAAAGCCUCGAGCUCGAGGACGUAGUUAUCCAAUAAAAAGAUCCACUUGUCAUAUAACUAUUGUAUUGAAAGAUAUAUCUUUAGAUGAAGAGGAAGAAAUAGCUAAAACUAAAAGCUAUAAAUUAGAGCUGAGGAAUAUUUAA
Molecule: messenger RNA, 426 nt
Organism: Prunus mume (Japanese apricot)
Lineage: Eukaryota; Viridiplantae; Streptophyta; Magnoliopsida; Rosales; Rosaceae
Source: the annotation of a RefSeq genome assembly